Messenger RNA from Oryzias latipes (Japanese medaka), 2532 nucleotides. RefSeq names its product phosphopantothenoylcysteine decarboxylase (gene ppcdc). The record is from RefSeq and is a predicted model, not a curated record. Gene Ontology annotation, biological process: coenzyme A biosynthetic process. Gene Ontology annotation, molecular function: FMN binding; phosphopantothenoylcysteine decarboxylase activity. Gene Ontology annotation, cellular component: phosphopantothenoylcysteine decarboxylase complex. NCBI's taxonomy places the organism in Eukaryota, Metazoa, Chordata, Actinopteri, Beloniformes, Adrianichthyidae.
AGUAUCAUUGGCUGGUAAAAAAAAAGGGUGACAGCCAGUUCAGACGGGAUGUUAGCUUCAUCUUGAGCUAGCAUGCAACAGGAGAAGCAAGUUUUAUGUAAAACGGUCGAGUCGCUGAACUCUUCUGGAAGUUUCCGUGUUCUCGUUGGGGUGACGGGGAGUGUUGCAUCGUUAAAACUACCAGCUUUAGUCGACCAGCUUCUUCAACUCCCUGGGGUGGAUGUCAGAGUGGUCACCACAGAGCACGCCAAGCACUUCUACAAGCAUGCAGAAGUGGCAGUAAAAAUCUACAGCGACAAGGAUGAAUGGGAGCUCUGGAAGGAGCGCACUGACCCCGUGUUACACAUUGAGCUGAGGCGCUGGGCAGACCUGCUUGUCAUUGCACCACUUGAUGCCAACACACUUGGAAAGAUUUCUAAUGGCAUUUGUGACAAUCUGUUGACAUGUGUCGUAAGGGCCUGGGAUACAAGUCGACCUCUUCUUUUCUGUCCUGCAAUGAAUACAGCAAUGUGGCUGCAUCCCAUAACAGCCCAGCAGAUAUCCAGACUAAAAGAGUUUGGAUACAUGGAAGUCCCUUGCAUUUCCAAGAAGCUAGUAUGUGGAGAUGAAGGAUUGCAUAAUUUCCCCCAAACUGUUGCUGUGCCAAACGAUCAUCUGAGCGUAUUGCCUUUCAAUCAGGAAGCCCCCAAAAUGCCUCGGAAUGUGCAGACAGGUAAAGGCGCCAUGGCAGAAGUAUCUACUAUUAUCAGCGUUGUGGAGCAGCAUCUCCACAAAUCGAAAGAGAAACCAGAGGAAUCUCAAUAAAAAACGGACAUCACCAAAUAAAUAUGGUUUUCCUUCAUAUUCAUGUUUGACUGGAGCACAAAAGGAAUUUAAUAUUGUUGGGGUUUUCUUUUCUUGUUCAUGACAAACUUUCACAAAUCAUUCCAAUGUAAUGAUUUUUUAUCAUUCAUGCGUCCUGCAGUUUGGCCAUAAUCUCCCGCUUUGACAAAUGCAUUUAUGUUUAUGCUCCGUUAUCAAAAUGUCUGAUUUAGAAGAUGUGAUUGCAGACUUUUAGAUGGUGGAUAUUCUUGAUUUGAUGAGGUUUUUGUAACUGUAGAACUUUAUACUUAGUGUUUCAAUGAAAAAUGAAUGGAAGAGAUUUUAAUAAAAGAGUGAUUUUUGUAACAAUGUCUUUUCACAGCAAAGAUGAUCCUCAAAAGAAGGUUAAUAUAGUGGUCAGAUUUUGUUCAUAAUCUGGUGUAAUCUAAUUCCUUUAUUUUAUAAAUCACUUUUAUUUACGAAAGAUUUAUUUUAAGGAAGAGUAGCAAGUCCAUCCAUAAUCAGGAUUAGACAAGAUAGUAAGAAACAGAGGGUGGGUUCCGAACCAUUUGUGUGUGUGUUUUUUUUUUAAUUGUCUGUCAAAGCUUUCUCGAUGCCUGUGGGGAUUAAUUACAAGACACAAAGCAAAUUCUUUUCCCAAAAGAUUGGCUUCACAGCAGAGACCAAAUAAAAACAAACCGAAUGCUGACAUGUGUCAAGAUGAUCUGGAUUGUUUUAGCCAAUCUAAACAUUUAUUACAUUUGAAAAAUCUGGUUUUCAAAUUCGGUAUUUGUAUAUUUUAUUGCGUAUUCUGAAACCCAUGUAUGAAAAAGCUUGUAACUGCUAUUUCAAGUGAAGAUCACAUUACUCCUCAGGCAUUUAUUGCUCUAAAAAGCCUCCAUCUCACAGCAGAUGUGGAGUGUGUCUGGAAUAGACGGACAAGAAAAAGAGCAAACCAGGUCCAGAGUUGCUUUACUGACAUCAAUCAGUCGAACAAACAGCAACAACUGCUCUUCAUGGCACAAUGGCGCAUUCUUUGUUACUGCAUGUUGGUGAUACUCGGUGAAAAGUACUCCACUCAAUCCUAAUGAGACACUGUUCAAGCUUGUUUUUUUUAUCUUUUUGCCCUGCCUAAGAUGAAUUUUAUCUUGAUUUAUCUUUCUUUCCAGCAAAUCCAUUGAAAACAUUUGCUUUGCAAAUAGCUGCAGGGCAUUGUUGCUGUUGAGCCCGUGAGGUUGCAGCACAUGGAGCCAUGUGAAUGGCUCACUAAAUGAGAGGCAUCCUUCCUGGAGCCACAAGCAGUCUGUCCUGUUGCUAUUGGCUGAUGGUUAACUCAAGAGUGUGACAUCAACCAAAAUGAUGAGGGGAGGGGUGACAGAACUGGAGUUUACUGCUCGCGUGUCAUUUGUAUUCAAACUAAAGUAGGGUCCAAACAUUAACAUUUUGGACAGUUUUUUUUCUUUUACCAGCCUUCAUUGUGUUUUUCUUUGAAUUUGGACGUCUAUUUGUUUCCCGAGGAAAAGGAGAACAGUACUAAGUAAUGUUUUAACAAGAGGCUCAAGUCCUAACACCUGGAUUACAUGAAAUGAUGGCAGAAAGGACCCUCUUUUUGUCCUGGUUAUGGCCUAUGCUGGGCUCAGGACAAGCUGUUGUUGAGCGUGAUACCUUGAACAGUCCAUGACAAUAUAAAUACGCAUUCUAUCUGAAUGCAUAUUUAAAAUAAAUAUGGAU